Molecule: messenger RNA, 2059 nt
Organism: Daphnia pulex (common water flea)
Lineage: Eukaryota; Metazoa; Arthropoda; Branchiopoda; Diplostraca; Daphniidae
Product: ATP-dependent DNA helicase PIF7-like
Exons: 2
Coding region: 1-1392 (463 amino acids)
Biological process (GO): DNA repair; telomere maintenance
Molecular function (GO): DNA helicase activity
Source: RefSeq, a predicted model, not a curated record
AUGGACAAUCUAAGAAAAGAAGACAGCUCUGCCGUCAGUACAGCAGAUGACACAUCCACUACAAAUGUGACGUCCACAAAAAUCAACGACAUCCCAAAUGAAAGAAGUCCACCGCUAUCAGAAAAAUUAAACAAGUCACAAAAAAAGAUAUGGAUGCGGAUUCAACAUUAUUUUCAAGAACUUCGAAAGUACCGAGAUGGAUGCGGAACGCAACCGAAACCAAUACGCCUAAUGGUACACGGCGGACCUGGAACCGGUAAAUCCUUCUUGGCAAAAUGCAUCAAUAAGCUAGCUCUGGAGUACCGAUUCACGAUUGGUUGUAUCGCACCAACAGGAAUUGCAGCAAGUAAUUUACCAAACGGAAGGACAGCACACAAUUUCUGUGGCAUUCCAAUCACGCACCGCAAAGAUACCUACCUAGAGAAACCUUCACCGACCAACCUAUCUAUGCUUCAGAAUCGAGUCCAACAUAAUACUCUCGCUCUACUGUUAAUUGACGAAAUAUCUAAUUUGGGACCGGUUAUGUUUGGCCACAUAGAAAAUAGAAUGAGGCACAUCAUGGAUAACGACGACCUCUAUGGAGGUUUAGCGGUCAUUGCAAUGGGUGAUUUUUUCCAGUUACCCCCUGUGCGACCAGCAGAGACACUUUAUUCUGCAAUAUUGAAAUGGCAAGCAGAAAAAAGAUAUAUGAAUCGAAGCAAUCCCGUGUCUGGUCCAAGAUGCAACGGUAUUCAUUUAUUCACAACGUUCGAAAAAAUCGAACUCACGGAGCAGAUGCGAGCCGCUGAAGAUUUGAUUCACACGGAAUUCAUUAAAACACUAAGAAUGGCAUCGGACAAAUCCACAAUGCCUACAAAAAAUUGGCUAAAGAGCAUAAAAACCCUGGGAGAAGAAGAUGUGCUAAAAGACCAAAGUUGGACGGAAGCAACAGUGGUGGUAACCAGCAAUGAAGAGAGAUGGCGAAUCAAUGAACAACAAUCAAAGGCGAUGGCUGCAAUGAAGAAUUGCCCUAGAAUUCUGUGGGAUAAACCAAUCGAUGGGAUUAUCGCCAACAGCCUGACGACAUACGACACGAAUUACAUCUACCAAAAUUACAAGCAAUUUACAGGCGUCUUCGUCGCGGGUGCACCAGCCUUUCUAACAGAAAAUAUCAACCCUCGUCGUGGAUUGACUAAUGGCACACCCGUCACCUUACACUCACUCAUCCUUGAUCCCGAGGAAGACAUGUCAGACAUUAUCAAUCGGCUCACCGACGGAAGCGGAAACGACGUGAGACUAAAAUACAAUCCUCUUUAUAUUUUAGUGAAAGUAAAAAAUGCCGACCCAAAAGAUUUCAUUGGGUUAACCGUAAUACCCGAUGAAAUAAUCAUACCCAUAGCUAUUGACCAGUGAAAGCAAAGAAUAUUCAAUUGAGGUCCCCUUAAAAAACCUUUUAAAUUAAAAGCAAAAAAAAUUCACGGUAUUGAACUAGGGUUUGCCAUAACGUUCCACAAAAUUCAGGGGCAAACUUGUGACAAACUAAUUGUAGAUUUAAACAAAAGACCAUUCCAGCCACAAGUAACUUUCGCAACUUUCUAUGUAGCGGUGUCUCGAGUGCGACGCUCAAUUGACUUAAAAUUUAUGCCCCUUCACCAAGGACAAAAAGAUUUCGAUCACCUACUAUCCCUACACCCACCAUUAGAAUUGUCAAAAUGGCUCAAAGGAUACUCCACCAACGGCCUAUGGAACCCCAAACUAAUCGAAAAGUAUGACGACCAUGACAUACCUUCCCAAAGCGAAACGACAAACCGACCUAGUAAAAGAAAGCAAACCAACCAAACACCUACCGACACCGGGAUCUUUAAAAAACGGAAAAGCAGAUGAAAUGAACAACAUUCCAAAAUGACGUAAAUGGGAAUCAAAAUCAUGAGACGACUCAUCGAUAAUUUAAGGAAAGCUAAAUUUCCUUAUCUCGACACAUUGCAUAUAUUUUCAACAUAAACACCUGUAAACUAUGUCUAUUGAUAUUACUUCAUUUAAAUCAGAAGUGUUUUGUUCUACUCCACAAAUACAAAUUCUA